Rubroshorea leprosula is the source of this 591-nucleotide messenger RNA. The record is from the annotation of a GenBank genome assembly. NCBI's taxonomy places the organism in Eukaryota, Viridiplantae, Streptophyta, Magnoliopsida, Malvales, Dipterocarpaceae.
UUGGUGUAGGGGCGAAAAACAAAUGUGCUCACUUGCAGACGAUGGGCGGCAAGGGCAGGGGCCAGAGGGGAUUCCUCCCUCAUCCAUCACUUCUCCUUUCCAUCCCAUGUGAGAAAAACUCAUCUCCUACUUCCACCGCCCUUUUCCUCCUAUCAGAUUGCAAGGUUUGGAGACACAUCAGCUGUCCAUUUCCUCCAUCUCACGCUCUUGGAUCAACUUGCAGGCCGCAGGGAAUCUAGGGCGUGUAGGUAGGCGGCAGAUCGAGGGUGAGGAACAGUUGAGAUUGAGAGAAGGUAAUGUUGGAGUUAAUCCCGAUUUUGAAGCUAAUUGUUUUGAAUGAGUCCUAGUUAGUGGAGUUUAUGUGUCCUACUAUUGUGGUUGCUGAUAACCACGUUUCCUUAUCUUUAAGUUUCAGUUUGUAGUGGCUAGAAAAUAGGAGUUUAUGCUUUAUUAGCCUAUUAUAAAUAGGCAGUUGUUAUUCAGUUUAAAAUGUAAUUAUCUUCAUCUAUUUCCAGCAAUACAAGUGCCUCUUUCUUCCUCUGUUCUGCUCUGUUUUUUGGUUGUUUUGCUUUUAUCUCCUCUGCUACUUCA